This is a messenger RNA of Exophiala spinifera, 1092 nucleotides long. RefSeq lists its product as uncharacterized. The transcript has a single exon. Gene Ontology annotation, biological process: U4 snRNA 3'-end processing; U5 snRNA 3'-end processing; nuclear polyadenylation-dependent rRNA catabolic process. Gene Ontology annotation, cellular component: cytoplasmic exosome (RNase complex); nuclear exosome (RNase complex). The coding region runs from base 1 to 1092 and encodes 363 amino acids. NCBI's taxonomy places the organism in Eukaryota, Fungi, Ascomycota, Eurotiomycetes, Chaetothyriales, Herpotrichiellaceae. The record is from RefSeq and is a predicted model, not a curated record.
AUGCCCUCCGCCAUCUCUCCGCCGAGCUCGGGACCCUCCAUACCUGCCUCAGCGAUGCCACUGAUCUCACCCAACGCCCUCCUCUACGCGCAUUUGAGACAGAAUCCUCCGAAGCGUCCCUCCAAUCGGGCCCCUUCAGAACCUCGGCCGAUCCAGCUCAAUGUAGGCUCACUGACCCAUUGCAAUGGGUCUUCCUUGGUCAAGAUCGGAGCCACAACAAUCGUAUGUGGUGUCAGGGCCGAAAUCCUUCCAGUCAGUGAAAUUCCUAAUUUCAGAGUAACCAAAACCUCCUCGUCAUACAACCCAACGGCUCCAGUGGUACAAGAUGUUCGCUACCAAGACAAAUAUGAAGAAGAGGAAUAUCCUGCUCUUCGACUUUACAAUCUGGUGGUCCCCAAUAUUGAACUGGGGACUGGCUGCACGCCAAAGCAUCCCGUCAAUGCUCCCCCUUCCGUGGAGGCCCAAUCCAUAUCUCAACGUCUCUUGUCGACACUCUACUCCUCGCAACUGGUCAGGACGGCUGACCUUGAGAUAUCUUACACCCCACCUACCGAAACCCAAGAUAUUGAACUUGGCAUAACCGGCGACCCACAGCUGAAAGCCUACUGGACGUUGUAUAUUGACAUGAUGUGCAUCAGUCAUGGGGGCUCGAUUUUCGAUGCAGCAUGGCUAGCGCUGUAUGCAGCUCUCAAGGACGUUAAACUUCCACGGACGUGGUGGGACCCGGAUUCGGAACGGAUACUGUGUUCAGCAGAUAUUAGCGACGCGCGUAAGCUGAAACUGAGAGGCAUGCCGGUAUCGAGCAGCUUCGGGGUGUAUCUUCCAGAAGAGCGAUUACUCAACGCAAAUGGCGGCGGCGGUGACUACUGGAUUCUUAUGGAUAUGGACGGUUUCGAGGAGGAAGUAUGUGAAGAGACUGGAACUAUCAUCGUGGAUGUUCGCGGGAAAGAAAAGGCACUGUCGACAGUGCGUGUUGAGAAGAACGGCGGCUCCGCUAUCGAUGUUGAACAACUCGCCAAAAUUGCUGGUUUUGCCGAAAGAAGAUGGCAUCAAUGGAAAGAUGUCCUAGAUAGCACCUUGGUUAACACAUGA